Messenger RNA from Molossus molossus (Pallas's mastiff bat), 3870 nucleotides. It is a transcript of the gene XPO7, whose product is annotated as exportin 7. Bases 161 to 3454 code for a protein of 1097 amino acids. The record is from RefSeq and is a predicted model, not a curated record. Gene Ontology annotation, biological process: protein export from nucleus. Lineage: Eukaryota; Metazoa; Chordata; Mammalia; Chiroptera; Molossidae. Gene Ontology annotation, molecular function: nuclear export signal receptor activity; small GTPase binding. Gene Ontology annotation, cellular component: nuclear pore; cytoplasm. The transcript is spliced from 28 exons.
UCAAGAUUUGAAGAGAAGGGUUUGUUUGGGGGCGUUUCCCUUGUCUUAUCUCUGUGUGAGCAUAUGCUAGGCUUGAAUUUAUUUUGACCCUGCCAUUUUAAAUUUGGAACUGAAGCAAGAGUUUAAAGUACAACGGAAGAGAGUCUGCAGAACUUUAGCCAUGAGGGACCCAGGAAGGAAGAGCCUGGCCCAGUUAGAGAAUCUGUGCAAACAGCUGUAUGAAACCACAGAUACAACCACUCGACUCCAGGCAGAGAAAGCCUUGGUUGAAUUCACCAACAGUCCCGAUUGCCUGAGCAAGUGCCAGCUACUCCUUGAAAGGGGGAGUUCCUCAUACUCCCAGUUACUGGCAGCUACUUGCCUUACAAAGCUUGUAUCACGCACAAACAACCCUCUACCAUUGGAACAACGAAUAGAUAUUCGGAACUAUGUACUCAACUACCUUGCCACUCGGCCAAAGUUGGCCACUUUCGUGACACAAGCACUUAUUCAGUUAUAUGCCAGAAUCACAAAGCUGGGCUGGUUUGACUGUCAGAAGGAUGACUACGUCUUCAGAAAUGCAAUCACAGACGUCACAAGGUUUUUACAGGAUAGUGUUGAAUACUGCAUCAUUGGCGUCACAAUUUUAUCUCAGCUAACCAAUGAAAUUAAUCAAGUAAGUGCUACAGCCUUCCUCAUUGAAGCAGACACCACCCAUCCUUUAACCAAGCACAGGAAAAUAGCCUCUUCUUUCCGAGAUUCAUCAUUAUUUGAUAUCUUCACACUUUCCUGCAAUUUACUAAAACAGGCUUCUGGAAAGAAUCUAAACUUGAAUGAUGAAAGUCAGCAUGGUUUGCUCAUGCAACUACUCAAACUCACUCAUAACUGCCUGAACUUUGAUUUCAUUGGCACAUCUACUGAUGAGUCCUCGGAUGACCUCUGCACAGUACAGAUUCCCACCAGCUGGAGAUCAGCAUUCUUAGAUUCUUCAACUCUGCAGCUGUUUUUUGACCUGUAUCAUUCCAUCCCUCCUUCAUUUUCACCUCUGGUAUUAUCCUGCUUAGUACAGAUUGCCUCGGUCAGAAGGUCCCUGUUUAACAAUGCAGAGAGGGCCAAGUUUCUCUCUCAUCUUGUUGAUGGUGUUAAACGAAUACUGGAAAAUCCACAGAGUUUAUCAGACCCAAACAAUUACCAUGAGUUUUGCAGACUACUGGCCCGACUGAAGAGUAACUAUCAACUGGGAGAAUUAGUAAAGGUGGAAAACUAUCCUGAGGUCAUCCGAUUGAUAGCUAACUUCACAGUGACCAGCCUACAGCACUGGGAAUUUGCCCCAAAUAGUGUGCACUAUCUCCUGAGCCUAUGGCAGCGGCUGGCAGCCUCUGUGCCAUAUGUGAAAGCCACAGAGCCCCACAUGCUGGAAACUUAUACUCCUGAAGUCACCAAAGCCUACAUCACAUCCCGUUUGGAAUCUGUGCACAUCAUACUGAGGGAUGGACUGGAAGAUCCUCUGGAAGACACAGGUCUGGUCCAGCAGCAGUUGGACCAGCUGUCUACAAUUGGGCGUUGUGAAUACGAGAAGACGUGUGCACUCCUCGUGCAGUUGUUUGACCAGUCGGCCCAGUCCUAUCAGGAGCUGCUGCAGAGCGCCAGUGCCAGCCCAAUGGAUAUUGCAGUGCAGGAGGGAAGGCUGACGUGGCUGGUUUAUAUCAUUGGUGCAGUGAUUGGUGGCCGGGUCUCUUUCGCCAGCACUGAUGAGCAAGAUGCUAUGGAUGGUGAGCUCGUCUGUCGGGUGCUCCAGCUGAUGAACCUCACAGAUUCUCGCCUGGCUCAGGCAGGCAACGAGAAGCUAGAACUGGCCAUGCUGAGCUUUUUUGAACAGUUUCGUAAGAUCUACAUUGGGGACCAGGUGCAAAAAUCCUCUAAGCUGUACCGCCGACUCUCAGAAGUUCUGGGGUUGAAUGAUGAGACCAUGGUCCUAAGCGUCUUCAUCGGAAAAAUCAUCACCAACCUCAAGUACUGGGGCCGCUGUGAACCAAUCACCUCCAAGACACUACAGCUUCUCAAUGACCUCUCCAUUGGAUACAGUAGUGUAAGGAAACUAGUGAAACUGAGUGCGGUACAGUUCAUGCUGAACAAUCACACGAGUGAGCACUUUUCAUUUUUGGGUAUUAACAAUCAGUCCAACCUGACAGACAUGCGAUGUCGGACUACCUUCUACACAGCACUUGGGCGUCUCCUCAUGGUGGAUUUAGGAGAGGAUGAAGAUCAGUAUGAGCAGUUCAUGCUGCCACUCACAGCAGCAUUUGAGGCUGUGGCCCAGAUGUUUAGCACGAAUAGUUUCAAUGAGCAAGAGGCAAAGCGAACUCUAGUUGGCCUGGUAAGAGACCUGAGAGGGAUAGCUUUUGCCUUCAAUGCCAAGACCAGCUUCAUGAUGCUGUUUGAAUGGAUAUACCCAUCCUACAUGCCGAUUCUUCAGCGGGCAAUUGAGCUGUGGUACCAUGAUCCGGCCUGUACCACACCUGUGCUCAAGCUGAUGGCUGAAUUAGUUCAUAACAGAUCCCAGCGACUCCAGUUUGAUGUCUCUUCCCCCAAUGGCAUUUUACUCUUCAGAGAAACUAGCAAGAUGAUCACAAUGUAUGGCAAUCGCAUCCUGACACUAGGAGAGGUCCCAAAGGAUCAGGUCUAUGCACUGAAGCUCAAGGGCAUUUCCAUCUGCUUCUCCAUGCUGAAGGCUGCUCUCAGUGGGAGUUAUGUCAACUUUGGAGUCUUUCGUCUCUAUGGAGACGAUGCCCUGGACAAUGCUCUCCAGACCUUCAUCAAGCUGCUUCUCUCCAUUCCCCACAGUGAUCUCCUGGAUUACCCCAAGCUCAGCCAGUCUUACUAUUCACUACUGGAAGUCCUGACACAGGACCACAUGAACUUUAUUGCUAGCCUGGAACCUCACGUCAUCAUGUAUAUUCUCUCUUCCAUAUCUGAAGGACUUACUGCACUUGACACCAUGGUAUGCACAGGCUGCUGCUCCUGCCUGGACCACAUUGUGACAUACCUCUUCAAGCAGCUGUCGCGUAGCACCAAGAAGAGGACAACACCUCUGAACCAGGAGAGUGACCGCUUUCUGCAUAUCAUGCAGCAACAUCCAGAGAUGAUCCAGCAGAUGUUGUCAACAGUGCUGAACAUCAUCAUCUUUGAAGACUGUAGGAACCAAUGGUCUAUGUCCCGACCCCUACUUGGCUUGAUACUACUUAAUGAAAAGUAUUUUUCUGACCUAAGGAACAGUAUCGUGAACAGCCAGCCUCCAGAGAAGCAGCAGGCUAUGCAUUUGUGUUUUGAAAACUUGAUGGAGGGCAUAGAGCGAAAUCUUCUAACAAAAAACAGAGACAGGUUCACCCAGAACCUGUCAGCAUUCCGUCGAGAAGUCAACGACUCGAUGAAGAAUUCCACUUAUGGCGUGAAUAGCAAUGACAUGAUGAGCUGACACCUCCUCGGACUCUACUGUACAGAGCAGCAUCCCUUUGGUCUGGCCCAGAGGGGCAAACAAUUACAAGGGAGAGGGCCUGGCUGAUCCCGGCUCCCUCCUCCAGGAGUGUGGGGCAAAUGGCAGAUGUCAACUAGCUGUUUCCCCAGGGAAUUAGGGGUGUGAGUGCACUCACUAGGGGGCAGGACGCUGCUGGUUCUUGGGGGAUGGGGUGGGAAGGGUGGUGGGAGGAGAUAGAGACACAAAUAUGUGAGACUCCAGCCCCCUCUCCUGGGGCCACCCAAAGGCGAAGAACCCCCAGUGUCCUGCCACAACCUGCCUUGUAAAAACAUGUACAUUUUUUCAUAACAUUUUGAACAAGGUUUAUAUUGACUCAAGUUUAAAAAAAAAAAAUGUGUGACUGAAAAAUUUUUACA